AUGUAUAGCGGACAAUCGGUCAGUGGUUCAAGUUUGCUAUCGGAUGAUGAUGAUGCACGUGAAACAUCUGGCCGAUCACGACGAGAAUUCGAUGAAAUCGAUGCUGUUCUAUUUGAUGAGUCAUCACCGAAACGAACGUCUUACAAGAAAAUUUAUGAUGAAUGGUCAGCUAAACCUCAUUUUCGAAUACGUGGAAAAAUGUGUGAAAUUGAGACAAUGCCUCAACAACCACAACUAAGACGAAAAUCUCAAGACAAAAUUGAUCAGGAAUGUAACAAAGAAAAUAUGUCAACGCCAUUAUUUGAUAUGUCAACAAAAUUCACAGCUGACGAUUUGAAUGCUGCGUCAGAUUUGGAUAAUGGUCGUUCAUCUAUUGAUUCGAUUGAAGGUUCAGAGUUAACAAAUUCUGAUUUGGAUGAUCAAAAGGACAGAGAUCUUGACGAUAACGAUCAAUUUACAGAUGGCAUGAAAAAUAAUUCAUUUAGUACGAAUGACGAUGAUGAUGAAGAUAGUUCGCAGUUAUCUAAUCGUAAUUUAAAAAAUCAACGCCGUAAACAACAACUACAACCUCCUCCGUCGGCCGCUCCUCCAAUCAGAUGUAUGAAAGACAGUGUUGUAUCAACAUUAGCUAACUUAAUAUUAAAACAAUUUUUUAUCGAUUAUCAACCAUUAUUCAAUCGUUACGCGAAACUCGUUUGUCAAAAAAAUGGUAUAAUAUUAACACCAUUACCUGGCAUAUCAACAACCAUCAUUGAUCGUCUACCACGAUCCUUGAGACCAUAUUCUUUACCACCUAGAUCACUAUCACAAAAUCGGUUUUCGUUACCGACAUCCACUUCAAUAACAGCGACGACACUAAUGACUAGUAACAAUAGUAUCAUAUCUUCAAAUACUCAAGAUUUAAUAAAAGGUUUACGUUCGACACCUGACCCAUCUGACAUUAGUUUAACUGGUCUACUAAGAGUAACACCUUGUCGUUUUUCGAAUGUUUAUCAGACUACACCACCUAUAACUAACGCAACAGCGACGUCAACAAAUGCCACAACAUCUCCUCGAAAACCUCCCGAACGAAUUUUAACAUCAUCAGCUGUUGAAAAACGUCAACCACAAAUUAAUUUAAUCUCAAUGAUUGGAACUGCCGUUGGAUCUUUAGCAGGCAACACUAGUUCGGUUAUUAACAUUGGAAACAAUCUCAUUUCAUUAAAUAUUUCCAAUAAUCCCUCUACGGCAUCAGCUACAGCCGCUCUCACUACAACUGGUACAUCAUCAUCUUCUAGUGGUAUACCAACAUCAGUUACAACAAUCGCCACCUUCAAUACGUCGAAUAAUAGUAACAGUGGUAAUAAUAAUCCAAAUCAUCGCGCUUGGCCUUCUGCAACAUCCGCCUCUACAAGAUAUCGUUCAGCUACAAUUAUUAAUGACAUGCGUUUACCCCCGAUUACUGUUGAACCAUUAAAAGUAAGUUUAACAUCUGAGCAGUUACAAUUGCAUCGGUCAAAUACAUCGACAAUAAAUAGUAUGAAUAACAACGUAGGAACAGUAGCGCUUAUAUCAAGUAAUAAUAACAACAAUAGUACUAGUUUUGGUAUUGAUCGUGCAGUUAGUGGAACAAGUACCGGUUCAAAUCUUUCAUUUUGUCAAGCAUUUCCUCUUUCAAAUAAUAAUAGUGCAAACUUAAAUAAUAAAUUACGUACAUCUAACGUUUUAAAAUUUUCUGCUCGUACAUUGCCACCAGGUGAUUUUGUACGCGGACGACCAAUUGAAGCACAUAUUUCUCGACCUGUUGCAUCGGCAAAAGACAGUAUUGUGACAACAACAAAUUUACAAUCAGUCACUAGUCCUACCCGCUCAGUAACCAGGGGAUCGAAUAGUUCAAAUUCACGUCAAACUAAAUUAAACAACAAUACUCGAGCGCCGAAACAACAACAACAAUUUUCCACGCCAAUCAAGAUAAGCGCUCCGCACAUGUGGUAA
Molecule: messenger RNA, 1974 nt
Organism: Didymodactylos carnosus
Lineage: Eukaryota; Metazoa; Rotifera; Eurotatoria; Philodinida; Philodinidae
Source: the annotation of a GenBank genome assembly